Messenger RNA from Lactuca saligna, 312 nucleotides. NCBI's taxonomy places the organism in Eukaryota, Viridiplantae, Streptophyta, Magnoliopsida, Asterales, Asteraceae. The record is from the annotation of a GenBank genome assembly.
AUGCACUGCACGCAGAAUACGCUUGUUGCAGUAGUUGGAGGGUAUAAACAUCAAGCAAUGACAUUGAGGCUUGCAGGGGACAAGGUUGUGCUUUAUAGAGUAAGGAUAUUGGGGACCCAAGACACUCUAUUGGACUCCAAUGGAUCUCACUACUUUUACCAAUGUUACAUACAAGGAUUCAUCGAUUUAAUCAUUGGCGAAUCUAGAUCGCUCUAUUGGGAAUGUAAUCUGCAUCAUGUUGCUGUAAAUAUGGAGUCAUUGCAGCUAAUCACAGGAACUCGGAAAAAGAGGACACUGGAUUUUCUUUUCUGA